AAGUCGUUUUGAUGUAACCAGAAUAUCAAAGAUGGCGGCGCUGGUGGCACCUCGCCUGGCUCUGUUUGGCUCUUUUUCAACCAGGCCAAUUUCAGUUUUUGCUAUCCAGCAGAAAUGCCUACAUGGCAGUGUUAAAAGCGAUAACACAGCAACCACAAGUGUGGUGCCAAGCAGAGAGAGAAGCACAGCUGUGGCAGCAGCCAAACCUGCAGCAGUGGCCAGCAGCAAGGGGGAAUAUGUGGUGGCGAAGUUAGAUGAUAUAGUCAACUGGGCACGCAGAAGCUCUCUGUGGCCCAUGACCUUCGGUUUGGCGUGCUGCGCAGUGGAGAUGAUGCACAUGGCGGCCCCUCGUUACGACAUGGACCGCUUCGGAGUCGUGUUCAGGGCGAGCCCUCGCCAGGCCGAUGUCAUGAUUGUGGCCGGAACCCUGACCAAUAAGAUGGCGCCAGCUCUGCGAAAGGUGUACGACCAGAUGCCUGAGCCCAGAUACGUAAUUUCCAUGGGAAGUUGUGCCAAUGGAGGAGGUUACUACCACUACUCUUAUGCUGUAGUUCGAGGCUGUGACCGCAUUGUGCCCGUGGACAUUUAUGUUCCAGGUUGUCCUCCAACGGCAGAGGCUCUCCUCUACGGCACUUUGCAGCUGCAGAAGAAAAUCAAGCGAGAGAAGAAGAUUAAAAUCUGGUACCGGAAGUGAUUGUGUAGUAUAUAUAUAUAAAUAUGUGUGUAUGUAAAGGCAGUAUUUCUGGUUUUAUUUGGAGCACUGCUCUUCUUCCACAGAGCUGCAGAAACUUUAAUAAAAUGAGUUAGUUAUUCAAGGCUGUUUAAUCUGAGACAAAACAGCAUCUGCUCAGUUUAGGUUUCUGGGUCUUUAAACCAGAGAUUAACAGAAUAAACAGUUAACUUAAGGGGGGAUUAAGCUGCAAUAUGCACUCGGUUGUAAACAAAAUAAGCGGUGAACCUCAGUAUCCCUAAAUGUCAUUUCCAAUAAAAUUUGCUUCAUACAAAU
Molecule: messenger RNA, 1006 nt
Organism: Cyprinodon variegatus (sheepshead minnow)
Lineage: Eukaryota; Metazoa; Chordata; Actinopteri; Cyprinodontiformes; Cyprinodontidae
Gene: ndufs7
Product: NADH:ubiquinone oxidoreductase core subunit S7
Exons: 8
Coding region: 32-694 (220 amino acids)
Biological process (GO): electron transport coupled proton transport; mitochondrial respiratory chain complex I assembly; aerobic respiration
Molecular function (GO): NADH dehydrogenase (ubiquinone) activity; 4 iron, 4 sulfur cluster binding; quinone binding
Source: RefSeq, a predicted model, not a curated record